Molecule: messenger RNA, 2115 nt
Organism: Solanum pennellii
Lineage: Eukaryota; Viridiplantae; Streptophyta; Magnoliopsida; Solanales; Solanaceae
Product: protein DA1-related 1-like
Exons: 12
Coding region: 405-1952 (515 amino acids)
Molecular function (GO): ubiquitin binding
Source: RefSeq, a predicted model, not a curated record
UCAUAAUCUCUUCUUUGACAAAGUUUUUUUCUUUUUUUUAAAAAAAAUAAAAGUUGGACUUAUGUUUUGGGUGGAAUUAAAUUCCUUUCAUUUGGUUUCUCCUUUUUCUGGCUUACUUUUUUAAAUCUUAUUCACACUUCCACUGGAAUGUUCCUCUGAACCUCUGUUUUGUAAUUUUGCCAAGUUGUUAUUCUUGUAUGGAAUGAUGAUGGUGGGGAUAUGGGUAUCUUUAGUGUCAUCUCCGGUUCUUGGGACAUGACCUACCUUCAAACUGAAGUUUUGAUGCUUUGUACUGAUUCAUUUGGAAGUGUUUAUUGCUUACCAGUUUCGGAUUCAUAUAGCCAACUUCAACUUGUUUGGGAUUGAGGCGUAGUUGUUGUACACCAGGGACAGGAAAUUGUGUUAUGGGUUGGUUAGAAAAGAUAUUUGGAGGUUCCACACACAGGAUCUCUGGUGGACAAUACCAUGGUGGGUAUGAGGGUGCGCAAUAUCAUGGGGGUUACGAUGGAGGGCAAUAUCAUUCGGGGCAUGAAGGAGAACAAUAUCAUGGAGGGUAUAAGGACAGUACUACUUGGGACGGACCAACUACAUCAGUGGAUGAAUUGUCAGAUUUUGAUAAAGAAGAAAUUGAUCGUGCCAUUGCACUUUCUCUAGCAGAAGAGGAUCAGAAAGGGAAAAAAGUAAUUGAGAGUGAACCCCAUUUGGAGGAAGACGAGGCUCUCGCCAAGGCCCUUCAGGAAAGUUUGAAUGUGGAGUCUUCUCCACCACCACCACCACCUCGAUAUGAUUAUGGAAGUCCCUUUCCCUCACUCUCAUACUCGUUUCCGUAUGGGUAUAGGGUCUGUGCCGGUUGCAAUGCUGAAAUUGGACAUGGAAGAUAUUUAAGUUGCAUGGGAGCUGUUUGGCAUCCAGAAUGUUUCCGUUGCCAUGGUUGCAAUCAACCAAUUUCCGACUAUGAGUUUUCAAUGUCAGAUAACCGUCCAUACCAUAAAUCAUGCUACAAGGAACAGCAUCACCCAAAAUGUGAUGUAUGCAAGAGCUUUAUUCCAACAAAUCCGGCUGGUCUAAUUGAAUAUAGGGCUCAUCCUUUCUGGCUUCAGAAGUAUUGCCCAUCACAUGAAACUGAUGGGACGCCUCGUUGUUGCAGUUGUGAGAGAAUGGAGCCCGUAGAUGCCAGAUAUCUGAUACUUGAAGAUGGUAGGAAGCUGUGUCUAGAGUGCUUGGACUCUUCAAUAAUGGACACUCAUGAAUGUCAACCCCUUUAUCUUGAGAUACAAGAAUUUUAUGAAGGUUUAAAUAUGAAAGUAGAGCAGCAAAUUCCUUUGCUUCUAGUUGAAAGACAAGCAUUAAAUGAAGCAAUGGAAGGAGAAAAGAACGGUCAUCAUCACAUGCCUGAGACUCGAGGACUCUGCCUGUCCGAGGAACAGACCAUUAGCAGUAUUUCAAGGAGACCACGGAUAGGUGGUUAUCGGAUUUUAGAUAUGUUUACAGAGCCUUACAGGUUAAUUCGACACUGUGAAGUGACAGCUAUUCUAAUCUUGUAUGGUCUUCCUAGGUUAUUGACUGGUUCAAUUCUGGCUCAUGAAAUGAUGCAUGCAUGGUUACGGCUUAAAGGUUAUCCGAGUUUAAGUCCAGAAGUGGAAGAAGGUAUCUGCCAAGUUUUAGCUCACAUGUGGUUGGACUCAGAAAUUAUAGCUGGUUCUGGCAGUACUUCAACUUCUGCAUCUACCUCUGCAUCCUCAUCAUCAUCUUCAUCACCAUCUACUUCAUCAAAGAAAGGGAAACGCUCCGACUUUGAGAAGAAACUGGGUGAUUUUUUUAAGCACCAAAUUGAAUCAGAUACAUCAGCAGCUUAUGGGGAUGGAUUCAGAGAAGGUAACAAGGCAGUGCUCAAGUAUGGCCUUAAGACGACACUUGAUCACAUCCGGCUUACAGGAACCUACCCGUGUUAAAAUUUUCAGUCAUUCCGAGUGUUUCCACUUCCACGCGGAUGCUGUAAACAAACCUUCUAUACUAGUUUUGUAGGACCACAUAGCACAUACAAUUAUAAUCAUUACAGAAUAAUUAAAAGAUAAAGAGUAAAUGCAGCAAUAAGAUGCAGAUACGUUUAAUACA